Heteronotia binoei (common prickly gecko) is the source of this 2582-nucleotide messenger RNA. It is a transcript of the gene RAI2, whose product is annotated as retinoic acid induced 2. Gene Ontology annotation, biological process: animal organ development. Bases 545 to 2200 code for a protein of 551 amino acids. Gene Ontology annotation, cellular component: nucleus. NCBI's taxonomy places the organism in Eukaryota, Metazoa, Chordata, Lepidosauria, Squamata, Gekkonidae. The transcript has 2 exons. The record is from RefSeq and is a predicted model, not a curated record.
GCUGCCGAGGCGUGUCGCGUGAUGCCGUCCCGGGGAUGGGCAUGCGCCUUAAGCCACCCAGCAGCAAUUUGGGAAGAGGCGGGAGCGGUGACCCUCCCUCCUGCUCCGCGCGCCCUGGAGGCGGGCACAACUCUGCUUCCUCCUGCCCUGCCCCGCCCCUCCUCUCCCUCUCCCUCUCCCCUCAGCGCAGGGGAGACAGAUACCAGGGAUACCCGGACGCCAGAGGGGAAGAGAAGGCGGCGCUGGAGCGGCUCCAAGCUGCCAGUCGGGCGGAGAAGCAGCGGUAGAGCCUGGCAAGGGCGCGGGUCCGGGAGGGGACCUUCCCCUCGGCCGCCUCUGCUGCAGCUGCACUCAGAGGGAGGCGAAGAGGCUGCCUGCCACCCUUUUCCGAGGCAGCCUGCCUGGCCCAUGGAGCCCAGCUAGGGCGACGCAAGCCGAAGAGACCGAGGCCAGAUAGUAUUCAUGUGAGCAGCCUGGAGAUAAAGUGGAUGCUGGAGACAGCUAUGUAAACUAAAAUACUGCCAAGCCUGGGAAAUCCUAUAAAAUGGAGGAACUCUAUAAGGAUACACAAAACCUGCCCAUGGAUGUUACCAAUUCUCCUUCAGCAAUAGCCAACAAUAAGCUUGAAAAUGGAGUUGCCCAGCUAAUAACCGCAGAAGCAUGGAAUAUCAAUUCAGCUGACCUGAUGAAGAAAGCACUUUCACCCCUGGUGACUGUUCCUGCCCCAUCAAUAUUGACACCACCAACAGAACCACAGAGUGGUGUUGCUCUCAAGGUAGCCGCCACAGUGCUUCAGCCAAUUUGCUUAGGGGACAGCCCUGUGGUUCUGCCAAUACAUCUGCAAGUAGCAGGAAGUGCUGCUCCGCAAAUUGCUCCUGCCAGUAAUACUCCCUAUGUCAUGACAACACAAGGCCCUGUUCCCCUGCCUGUCCUGUUAGAGCAACACGUCUUUCAGCAUUUAAAUUCUCCACUGGUAUUACCUCAGAGUUCUCCCUGUGCACCCAAUCCUAUACACAGUAAUCUUUUUCAGGGGUCUUCUGCCCCAGUUGGACAGCCACAGCUCCUGGAUCACAAGCCUUCCAGUCAGACUCAGGAGCAUGUCUUGCCCCCUGUGUUUCAGACACCAGGAUUUGCUGCGGUUCUUCAGGAUCUCUUUCCUACCCAAGGUGCCCUUGGUUCGUCACCUUAUCAGCCACCACCAGACUGCUCUUCUAUCCCUACACCACCUUUCAGUUCUCCAUUGUCUCCUCUGGUUCCCCCAGCUACACUCUUAGUACCAUACCCUGUUAUUGUUCCCCUGCCUGUCCCAGUCCCUAUCCCUAUCCCCAUCCCUAUUCCAGUGCCCCAUAAUGCAGAAUCCAAAGCCAACCUGGAUCGCUCUAAGCCAGCUUCUUCGUUUAUAUUGCAUUCCUGCAAAGGCACCCAGACUCCCCUGGAGAAGGAAGAAACUAAACCAUUUGAUUUCAUCCACUACAGGGAGCUUUCUCAGCUGACUCGACACACUGUCAUCAAGAUGAGCAAUGAGAAUGAGGUCCUUGAUCUGUCGAUGAAAACAGCACCUUUACUGAAGGAAAAUGAGGACAGUUCCCAGCACUCACCUGAAGAUGGUGCUCUGGAUCUAUCAAUUGCUUCUUGUCGGAAGACUGGGAGUGCUGAAUUAACAAGUACCAUUCGGUCUGGGUCCAUGAUGGAUAAUACUGUUCAUUCUGGAGCAGAUAAACUUUCUAGUGGUGUUUCUCCCUUUGUUCCUUCAAAAUCUCAUGACAUUCCAGCAAAGGGUGAGAGCAGAGUGAUUAACAACUCCUCUGAAUUCCUAAGACAACAGCCCAAGUGGCUGGUGGAUCAGACUAGUAUACCGAGUGAGCCCUCUGCAGGUAAUAACCUUGAGCUUAUGAGCACUUCACAGACAGCCAAAGUGAUAGUGUCCGUCAAGGAUGCAGUGCCUACUAUUUUCUGUGGCAAGAUUAAAGGCCUCUCGGGUGUUUCCACAAAAAACUUUUCUUUUAAAAGGGACAUGCCCCAGGACUCAGUGCUACAGUGUUAUGAUGUGAAGAACCAGCCAGAAGCCCGGGAUAAUGGAGACGCUCUUAGGAAACCCAUCAAAAACAGAAGUAUCAAGUUAAAGAAAAUGAACUCACAGGAUAUACAUAUUCUUCCAAUCAAAAAGCAGAGGCUUGCAGCCUUUUUCCCAAGAAAGUAAUUUAUGAGGUUUUAGAAUGUUUAAGGUAUAAUUAUUAUGAAUAAAUAAAUGCACUUCAUUUUAAAUUACAUUAAAAUUUUUAGAUAUCUUUUAAGUUAUUUGGAAGUGGAGGAGGGUGGGAGGGAUAGUGGGAGAAGACUGGAUAUAUCUUCCCAGUAAACCUAUUCUUUUCCCCAUUGUGUUCUUACUUUUCAUUAAAAGUAAAUAAAAGGCAACGUAUUUUUCAAGUGGAUUGCACAUUUUGCAGCUUUAAUGGAGUAUAAUGGAUGGGUAAUUCAGAAGGGUAAAAGCUAUUUUCACUGCCAUAAAGUGCUUUGAUGAUGUCAUUCUGAACAAUGGUGGGUAGAAUGGAACUCUGAGAAUAAAUGUUUGUAUGUGCUAA